AUGUCAAAUAAAGUUCCAGCCUUAAUAACACUUGGAGUAGAUAGAUAAGAUCUCUAAAAAUUUGAUGAUAAGAUGCAAUUAGGAAACGAGGAAUUCAAAAUUUCAGGUGUUAAAGUUAGUCUAAAUGAAACCUAAAUAUGCGGAAUCGCUUUUACUUAUUAAAAUAUAUAAAAUGGAAGAAAAAUAAUCUGUAAUGACACCUGCAUAACUGGGAAAAACAUCAGUCAAUAUGAAUUUGAAAUAGGUCCAAAUGAUUAUAUUUAAGUUCUUUUCGGAUAUUACGAAUCUGGGAUUACUUAAAUAGGAAUAAUAACUUAUAAGGGAUAACAAGCUAUCUUCGGAAAAGAUUAGGGUUACAAAUUUAAUUACAUGUUUAUGGGCUAUACAUUUACAGGAUGUUCUGGUUCUUAUAAAAAAGGAUGCCUAGAAUCCCUUACUUUCAAAGUAACCAAGUUACCUAGAGAAUUUUUGACUUAACAAUUCUCUCCUUUGCUUGAAAUCAUCUACCCAAGUAAUCCAUAUGAAAACAUUGUUCUGACUAAUUUUGAGCAAGAAUCACGAUACUAAUAUGAGUAACAACCUUAGACUGUAAUGUAACCUGUAGUUUCAUCUGAAUUGAUAUAUUCAAUGAAGCAAAAUCAGACACCCUAAUUACAAUAAGGUUAUCCAAUUUAGAAUCAAAUUAAUGCCCCAAAUUAGAUUCCUCCUUAUGGAAAUCCUUACUAAUAGCCUAAUCAAUAUUAAACAUACUAAUAAUAUCCAAAUAAUUAAUAAUACUACCCUACGACAUAAUAAGGACCCAAUCAAGUUAUUGUAGUAAAUUCACAAUAAUAACCAUAAUAAUAAUAAUAAUAAUCCUAUCAAAAAUAAGGUCCUGGAUUUGCAGGUACAAUGGCUAGAACUGCUUUAGGAACCUUUGCAGCUAUUGAGACUGUUAGGAUGAUUGAAAAUAUUGGACAUCAUCACCAUCAUCAUUCAGCAAAUGUUGUUGUAGUUGGUAAUAAACACCAUGGACAUCAUCAUCACAGAAGAUGA
Messenger RNA from Paramecium tetraurelia, 1035 nucleotides. RefSeq lists its product as uncharacterized. The transcript has 4 exons. NCBI's taxonomy places the organism in Eukaryota, Ciliophora, Oligohymenophorea, Peniculida, Parameciidae. The record is from RefSeq and is a predicted model, not a curated record.